This is a messenger RNA of Entelurus aequoreus (snake pipefish), 1743 nucleotides long. Its product is annotated as transmembrane protein 120B-like. Gene Ontology annotation, biological process: fat cell differentiation. NCBI's taxonomy places the organism in Eukaryota, Metazoa, Chordata, Actinopteri, Syngnathiformes, Syngnathidae. The record is from RefSeq and is a predicted model, not a curated record. Bases 92 to 1108 code for a protein of 338 amino acids. The transcript is spliced from 12 exons. Gene Ontology annotation, cellular component: membrane.
UAAAGUGCGGCUGAGUGGACGGUCAUCCUGUGCGAGCUUUUUUAUUUUUUUUGCAGGCUCCUCCGUCCUUCCUCGCUAAAACUGCACUACGAUGUCCAUAGCCAAGUUCCAGGCGGAGUGGGAAGCCCUCGACGAGGAAUAUCAACAACUGCAAGAAACCCACAAACUCUACAGGCAGAAACUUGAAGAGUUGACCAAUCUUCAGACGACGUGCAGCAAUGCCAUCAGCAAACAGAGAAAAUGUCUCAAAGACCUUCAGCGCAGUUUGAGCAGGUGCGCGCAAGCCCGCGACGAAAACCAGAUGCAAGUCAAAACGGACAUCCAAACGCAAAUCAAGGAGAAGGAGAAUGUGUUCUUCGACAUGGAGGCCUAUUUACCAAAGAAAAAUGGGCUGUAUCUGAACCUGGUGCUGGGCAACGUCAACGUGACUCUUCUUAGCAACCAGGCCAAGUUCGCUUACAAGGACGAGUAUGAGAAGUUCAAGCUGUACAUGACCAUCAUCCUCAUGUUUGGCGCCAUCACCUGCCUCUUCUUCCUCAACUAUCGCGUGACGGAUGAAAUCUUCAACUUCUUGCUGGUGUGGUAUUAUUGUACAUUAACUAUAAGGGAAAGCAUCCUCAUGACCAACGGCUCCAGGAUUAAAGGGUGGUGGGUCUCUCAUCAUUACGUGUCCACCUUCCUGUCCGGUGUGAUGCUCACCUGGCCAGAGGGACCCAUGUAUCAAAUGUUCAGAAGUCAGUUCCUUGCCUUUUCCAUCUAUCAAAGUUUUGUCCAGUUCCUCCAGUACUACUAUCAAAGUGGCUGCCUAUACAGGCUUCGGGCUCUGGGAGAGAGAAAUCAGUUGGACCUCACAGUGGAGGGAUUUCAGUCCUGGAUGUGGAGAGGCCUCACGUUUCUUUUGCCCUUCCUCUUUUUUGGUCAUUUUUGGCAGCUGUAUAAUUCAGUCACCCUGUUUCGCUUGGGGAGACAUGAGGACUGCAAGGAGUGGCAGGUAUUUAUGCUGGCACUGACCUUUCUGGUCCUGUUCCUGGGCAACUUCCUCACCACGUUAAAGGUGGUCCGCCAAAAAGUGAAGAAGAACCGGGAAAAUGUGACAAAAAGUGACUGAAGGGCCUUUUUUUUCCGGAAGGACACGGACUGAGCUCGCACAUCCAUCCGACGCUGAAGGAAAAGUGCAAUUGUCUUCUCUCAGGUGUUUGGUAGCGGCGUCCGGCCGACCGCGCGGUGGUUUUUGUCCAUGCUGCUACGGUCGUCCCUCACUGAUGUCCACUUUGCUGCUGAAUCCUGGGUCAAAACAAGGGAAAGAGGUCAAAGUGUUUGUUAGGAUCACAUGCAACCCCAAACAUCAGCAGAUCUCGGACCCCCGAAAAGUCCCGUCAUGCAGCUUCAUACUUCUGUGAAGUAGUUCCCGCCUGUCAUGCGUCUAUUUCACCAGAUCGGUCUUUUAGAAGUACUCCUCCGUGGAAAUCCCGAGCAAGGUAGCGUUCAAAAGAGCAUGCAGCAGGGACCGUCCUCAAAUGUUCACCUGAAGAAACCGGCACAUGUAGUUGAAGGGAGGAGCGUCAUGUCUUGAUGAAACACUUGAAUUUGUUCAAAGGAAAAAUCGUAUCAUGUUGCACUAAUGUUUUGGGAUCAAAUUGCUGGUAUUGGUACUGUACUUCAUUCAACACAGUCAUGUAGAACCACAAAGGGGUGGAUGUGGGACGAUACCAAGCCAUAGAUUAAAUAUUUCUAUUAACUUAA